AUGAGGCCGGCCGUGGUGUUCCUGGGGGCCCUGGUGGGGCUGCUGGCUGCCCAGGGGACAGGGAACGACUGUCCUCGUAAAAAGUCGGCCACUCUGCUGCCAUCCUUCACGGUGACCCCGACCCCGACCCCGACCCCGACGACAACAGAAAGCACGGCAAGCCCUGCGACCACGAGCCACGUAACUACCACCGCGGGCGCCACCAGCCACAAGCCCACGACGGCCACGCCCCGGCCCCCGACCACCCCCCACCACGGAAACACCACGGUCCGUCCAACAGCGAGCAACAGCACCGCCACCAGCCCAAACGCCUCCACCAGCUCCCCCCACCCAGGGCCGCCGCCGCCACCCCCGCCGAGUCCCAGCCCAGGGCCCCAGGAGGCCGUAGGAGACUACACUUGGACUAAUGGUUCCCAGCCCUGCGUCCGGCUCCAAGCCCGGAUUCAGAUCGGAGUUGUGUACCCGACCCAGGGCGGAGGAGAGGCCUGGGGCAUCUCCGUACUGAACCCCAACAAAACCAAGCCCCAGGGGGGCUGUGAGGGCGCCCGCCCCCAUCUGCUUCUCUCCUUCCCCUUCGGACAGCUCAGCUUCGGGUUCGAGCAGGAGCCACGGCACGGCGCAGUCUACCUGAAGUACCUGGCUCUGGAGUACAACGUGUCCUUCCCACAGGCAGCGCAAUGGACCUUCUCGGGUCAGAAUUCAUCCCUUCGAGCUCUCCAAGCCCCCCUGGGCCAGAGCUUCGGCUGCAGAAACGCAAGCAUCCUUCUGGCGCCGGCUUUGCGCCUUGACCUGCUCCACCUGAAGCUACAGGCCGCUCAGCUCCCCCCCUCAGGGGCCUUUGGGCCAAGUUUCUCUUGUCCCAGCGACCAAUUCAACCUGCUGCCCCUCAUCAUCGGCUUGAUCUCGCUCGGCCUCCUCACCCUGCUGCUGGUUACAUUCUGCAUCGUCCGGAGACGCCCACCGGCCUACCAGCCCCUCUGA
Odobenus rosmarus divergens (Pacific walrus) is the source of this 981-nucleotide messenger RNA. RefSeq names its product CD68 molecule (gene CD68). Gene Ontology annotation, cellular component: membrane. The transcript has 6 exons. Bases 1 to 981 code for a protein of 326 amino acids. The record is from RefSeq and is a predicted model, not a curated record. NCBI's taxonomy places the organism in Eukaryota, Metazoa, Chordata, Mammalia, Carnivora, Odobenidae.